AUGUCCGACACGAAUAGGUCCAAUGGUGGGGGUAUCUUUGCUACUGGUAAUAACACAAGUGGCGUCACAAGCGGUGGACCAGAUCUUGCUAAUAUGAAAACCUACAAUACUUUUCUUGCCACCGAUCCGAGUGUGCGGUCAUUGAUGCGCACGUCGGACGACAUUGAGCGUACACGACGCAAUGUGGCAGAGUCCGAGGAGAUGGCUAAGAACGUGUUGGUGGAUCUAGAGCUGCAGCGCUCUCAGCUUCAUGACAUGAAAGAAAUGGUCUCUGAGACUUCGAGCAUGACGGGCCAAGUGCGUCACUUGUUGCAGAUCAUUUCCAAACGCUCCUAUCGAAAGAAGAUUUGUCUCUGGCUGGUCAUUAUGGUGCUAUCUAUUACGGAUAUGCUGGUAUUCUAUCUAUUAUUUGUCCGUUAA
Molecule: messenger RNA, 420 nt
Organism: Peronospora farinosa
Lineage: Eukaryota; Oomycota; Peronosporomycetes; Peronosporales; Peronosporaceae
Source: the annotation of a GenBank genome assembly